Molecule: messenger RNA, 1170 nt
Organism: Brassicogethes aeneus
Lineage: Eukaryota; Metazoa; Arthropoda; Insecta; Coleoptera; Nitidulidae
Source: the annotation of a GenBank genome assembly
AUGAAGGUUGCUAUUUUCUUCGCCCUUAUCGCUCUUUGUGCUGGUUCCACUCUCACCAGAAGUGGUUCCUUUGGAAACAUUGAAAACUUGGUGAAAGAAAAUAACUACGCCUACGAACGCUUCGAAGUUCAAACCGAAGACGGUUACAUAAUGGAACUCUACCGCGUGUUCGAUGUCCAAAACCGCAAACAACAAUCCGACAAAGAAGCCGUCCUUCUAUUCCACGGGUACCUCUACAACUGCGAGGAAUUCGCCAUGGGUGGUGAUGCCGAAUCCUUGGCCUUCUACCUCGUCCAACAAGGCUACGAAGUUUACCUGGCCAACGCCAGAGGCACCACCUACGGUAUGAGACACAUCCACUUGAACCCCAAGACCGACGCCGCUUUCUGGAGAUUCAGCUUCCACGAUAUCGGCACCAAGGACUUACCAGCCAUCGUGGACAAAGUUUUGGAAGUGUCCAAACGCUCCAAAAUCCACUUCGUAGCUCACAUGGAAGGCACAUCCGCCUCCUACGUCUUCCUCUCCGAAAAACCCGAAUACAACCAAAAAAUCGAACGUCUCGUCUCCUUGGGACCAAUGGCCUACAUGGUCAACUCCGAACAAGAAAUCAUCAACUUGGCCUUGAGAAACAACAAAGCUUGGUACCACAAGAACUUGGGUAUCAGCACCUUCACUCCCAGCGAAGAAAUCAUCAACGAAGUGAGAACUAAAUGCAUCAACGAAAAAUACGAACAACGUGUUUGCGAAAACGUUUACUUCCUUUACAACGGCUUCAACUCCGUCGACUAUAACACCACCACCAUUGAACGCGUUCUCUCCAAGGUUCCAUCUACCGGAUCCGUCAGAGACUUGCUCCACUUUGUUCAACUGAAAAAGUCCGGUCGUUUUGAGAGAUACGACGAAAACUUCGUUUCCAAACAACAAGGAGCAUCUGGAGUCCAAGAGUACGACUUGUCCAAGAUCACCGUACCAGUGGGUGUGAUCUACACUCCACGUGACAAGUUUGCCCACGCCGACGAUGUCAAAUUUUUGAUCAGCAAGUUGCCCAAAGUGUUUGCCCAGCGUUUGUUCGACGACAUGUACAACAACAUGGACUUGAUCUUCAACAAGAAUGCCGAAAAGGUCAACGAAGUUGUUAUGCACUUCAUCAAGGGAAACAGUGUUUACUAG